Messenger RNA from Peromyscus californicus insignis, 5332 nucleotides. Its product is annotated as zinc finger protein 431-like. Gene Ontology annotation, cellular component: nucleus. The transcript is spliced from 6 exons. Gene Ontology annotation, biological process: regulation of transcription by RNA polymerase II. The record is from RefSeq and is a predicted model, not a curated record. Gene Ontology annotation, molecular function: DNA-binding transcription factor activity, RNA polymerase II-specific; RNA polymerase II cis-regulatory region sequence-specific DNA binding. Bases 1837 to 2913 code for a protein of 358 amino acids. NCBI's taxonomy places the organism in Eukaryota, Metazoa, Chordata, Mammalia, Rodentia, Cricetidae.
UUGGUUUUUUUUUCUUCACCUGUCUAUGGAGAAAGAUGUGCUGGCUAACAAUGGUGCUCAUAAAUGCAUUCUUCCUGGCUCCAUUACUCUCUAAGUAUUCUUCUUUCCAUGAAGACUACUCUUUAUUAUUAUUUAUUUUGCCAAAACUUUGCUCUGAAUUUCAGGAAUAAAACUUAAGGAGGAUGGAGACUUCCUUCAGCUUUCUGAUGGGAGAAAGACCUUUUAUCUUGUUUGUGAUCUAGUUUCUGCUUUCCUUGCUGCUUGUCUGGAGUCCCUGUGACAACCAGAACCCUGUUACUGAAGAAGAUCCUACUGUUUCAUACCACUGGGUUAUUUAAGAAAUAAUUUUGGAAAUGUCUUUGCUGUGCCAGAGGAGGGCACCAGAUCUCAUUACAAAUGGUUGUGAGCCACCAUGUAGUUGCCAGAAAUUGAACGCAGGACCUCUGGAAGAGCAGUCGGACUCUUAAACAAUGAACCAUCUCCCAGCCCAGGUUCCAGGUUGUUUACAUUGCACUAUUUUCAUAAACCCUGCUAAAAGCUCCCCUAUUCCAGUUAUCUCUCCCUACCUUCUCCUCAUUUGUCUCUUCCUUACUCACCCAAUCCUUCCUGUUCCCUUCCCAACUUGCCAUCAGUGCACCCAAAAAAUCUAUUCUAUUUCCUCUUCCAAGGGAGAGCCACAAAUCUCUCCUAGGGCCAUUGUUUAUUAUUUAGCCUCUCUGCAUCUGUGGAUUGUACUGUGAUUACUGUGAUUACAGUGAUUGUACUUUACUGAACUACUUAUAUCUACUUAUAAGUGUGUACAUACCAUGUUUGUCAUACCAUGUUUGACUCACUCAGGAUAAUACAGAACUAAAGAAUCUUGACAACAUCAAACCAAAUAAUUCAUUUAUAAUGGGACAUACCUCUAAACAUAACUCUCAGUAGAUGAAUCUAAAGUUGCUGAAAAAGACUUGAAGAAAUGUUCGACAUUCUUAGCCAUCAGGGAAAUGCAUAUUAAAACUCCUUUGAGAUUUCAUUUUAUAUCUGCCAGAAUGAGAAGAUCAAUAAUACAAAUGAUAGCUAAUGCUGGCAAGGACGUGGAGCCAGGGGAGUCACUGCUUUGACAAGUGCAAACUUGUACAGCCACUGUGGAAAAUAAAUAUGCAAUACUCUGAAAAUGGGUAGUCAAUCUACAUGAAGACGCAGCUUGGGCAUAUACCCAAAUGAUGGUCCUGCACCCUACCACAAGGACAAUUGCUCAACUAGAUUCAUAGUGGCUUUAUUUAUAAUAGCCAGAAACUGUUAUGUCUGUGAGAGAUUUUGCUGAUUGAUGAUUGAAAUGAGAAGGCUCCUCCACCUAGGGUAGCAGGAAUGGCUAUUCCACCUAGGGUGACUGUAGCAAGAACAUACCCCAGUUAUGGGGAAGGAAUAAUCACUCUUGAUUCAGACAUGGUAUAACACUCAUUUAUUCACACAGUAAGAUUACAAGUAAUAUUUAUCCUGUCUUCCAAAUGGAAAUGGAGUACCUUUCCAGGUGUACAGGUCCGGACUUGCCACAUCUUUUCCUAUGGAUCUUGGGUCAGCCCUCCUCCGGUUAGCCAUGUCUGCACUGGGGACAGGAUCUCACGUCUCAUGCAAGGGUCUGACGAGAUCUGUUGAUCUUCUGAUCUGAUGAUCUGAGGCUUCAUUUUAUAUCCUUCCUGAAUGUAGUGACCUAUGAUGAUGUGCAUGUUGGCUUCACUUGGGAAGAGUGGACUUUGCUGGAUCCUUUCCAGAAGAAUCUCUACAAAGAUGUGAUGCUGGACACCUACUGGAAUCUCACUUCUAUAGGGUACAUUUGGAGAGAUAAUACUACUGAUGAACAUUUUCAAAGUUCCAGAAGACAUGGAAGGUAUGAAAGAAACCAAACUGCAGAGAAACCUGUAUUUUUUCAAUGUGGUAAAGCCUUUGCAUAUGAGAGUCAUCUUCACAGGCAUGAAAGAACACAUAGUGGGGAGAAAAUCUUUGAAUGUAAUCAGUGUGCUAAAACCUAUAUUCAUCAGAGUAGUCUUCAGAUGCAUAAAAAAACUCAUACUGGAGAAAAACCCUAUGAAUGUAAUCAAUGUGGUAAAGCCUUUGUUGAUCAUAGUAUUCUUCGAAGGCAUGAAAGAUUACAUACUGGAGAGAAACCCUAUGAAUGCAAUCAAUGUGGUAAAGCCUUUGUUCGUAACAGUGCUCUUCAAGUACACAAAAGAAGACAUACUGGAGAGAAACCCUAUGAAUGUAAGCACUGUGGCAAAGCCUUUGCACAAUGUGGUCAUCUUCACAGUCAUGAAAGAUCUCAUACUGGAGAGAAGCCCUAUGAAUGUAUUCAAUGUGGUAAAGCAUUUGUGCGUCAAAGUCAUCUUGAGAUGCAUAAAAGAACACAUACUGGAGAGAAACCCUAUGAAUGUAAGCACUGUGGCAAAGCCUUUGCACAAUGUGGUCAUCUUCACAGUCAUGAAAGAUCUCAUACUGGAGAGAAGCCCUAUGAAUGUAUUCAAUGUGGUAAAGCAUUUGUGCGUCAAAGUCAUCUUGAGAUGCAUAAAAGAACACAUACUGGAGAGAAACCCUAUGAAUGUAAGCAAUGUGGCAAAGCCUUUGCACAAUAUGGUCAUCUUCAAAGGCAUGAAAGAUCUCAUACUGGAGAGAAGCCCUAUGAAUGUAUUCAAUGUGGUAAAGCAUUUGUGCGUCAAAGUCAUCUUGAAAUUCAUAAAAGAACACAUACUGGAGAGAAACCCUAUGAAUGUAUUCAAUGUGGUAAAGCAUUUGGGCGUCAAAGUCAUCUUGAAAUUCAUAAAAGAACACAUACUGGAGAGAAACCCUAUGAAUGUAAACAAUGUGGCAAAGCCUUUGCACAAAAGAGCCAUCUUCAAACGCAUGAAAGAACACAUACUGGCGAAAGAAUCUAAUUAAUAUGGUAAAGCAUUUGUAUCACAGUCAUCUUCAAAUUCAUGAAACAACACAUACUAGAAAGAAACCCUAUGAAUGUAUUCAUUAUAAUAAACCUUUUGCCUAUCACAGUCAUCUUCAAGUGUAUAUAAAAACAUACUAGAGAGAAACCUUAUGAAUAUAAUUAGUGCUAUAAAUCCUUUGUAUGUAUCAGUAAUCUUUGAAAUCAUGAGAAAAAGUCAUAUUGCAGAGAAACCCUAAAAAUAUAGUCUGUGUGGUAAAGUUUUGCACUUUAUACAGGAGUAAAACUUUUGUGUGCAUCUGAUCUCUUAAAGCCUUUGCUUAUCACAAUAGAUGUUGAGUACCUGAAAAUGAUACUGAGGGCUAUUUAUUAUAAUGUAUUAGUAAGAUCUUUAACCAAUACACUCACAGUCAAUUACACAACAUUAUUUUGUAGAAAAAAAAAGUUGACAGUUUCAACAAACUGUUCAAGCACUAUGAUCUCCAUUUUUAUAUAGUUUGGCCCAGCUAUCUCAUGGGGGAAAAAUGAAUUUAUGAAGCACUAUGUGUAGAGUAAAAGGGCCAGCUAAAGAAACACACUUUGUCCCUGAAUCCAGGGCCUUUGAGAGAUACACUGUGGUCCUGAAACUAGAGGCAUAAUGUUAAGAGGGACCAAGUGAAGGAAUCGCUUUUUCCCUGAAAGCACAGCCAAUGAAACACACUCUAGCUUUGACAAACUGAGCACAAAACCAACCAAUCAAUGAGCACAAAAUGUAGCCUAACUCUGAGAUUGUUCAAGCACAGGGAUUUAAAUCCAACCAAUUCCCACCCCAGAAAUCUUCCUGGAAAAACUCAGCCCUAAGAAGCCCCAUAUAAGCCCUGUGCAUGUUCAGUUGGCUGCGGACCUUUUCCAUACUGGAAAAGGAAUCCAGACUCUCUCCUUGAUUCCUCCCUCCACAAUACAUGGCUUGAAUUACUUUUGAGUGAAGACAUCCUUUUGCCCAAGUGGAUCAGAAUAUCUCUAGUGACUUGGAGCAAAGACGCAAUGGACACUUCUUCUGGGAAACUCCCUUAGGGGAGUAGAACAGAGCAACAACUGACAUCUCUGGUGGGAAAACUCUCUUAGCAGAGUAGAGCAGAGCCCAUCUCUAAGAACUCUCAGAGAGAAGCAGAAUUUCUCCAUCUUGUGGGGAGAUCAUCUCUCAUGGGAACACAUCUCCAGGUAUAGCCUAACUUCCUGUCAGGAUACCUUUCUCCUCACCACUGUAAUUAUAUAGGAUACCUUCCAAUCACACCUGUAGGUGUAGUCUAAAUUCCUACAGACAGGGUACAUUCUUUCAUUAAACAAUAACAUAAUCCUUUUAGAUUUUAUACUUGUCUUAAAUUGUAUGAAAUAACUAAUUCAGGUGUAAAACUUCAUGGAUUAGUAUUAGUUCCUUUUCUGUUGUGAUAUAAUGUCUAGGUCAACUUAUAAACGUGUUUAAUUUUGCCCUUAAUCCCAGAGAGAUACAUGAUUACCAUGAAAGUGGCAUGGAAACAACUGUCAGAUGUGGAAGCAGAAGGCUAAUAACUCACAUCCUUAACUGGAAGCAUGAAGCAGAGUGUGGCACCUGUAAAUGAUGUGUGGAUAUAAAUUCUCUAAGCUGGUAGUUCCAGUAACAUAUUUCCUGCAACAGGGCAGCAUUUCCUAAAUCUUUCCAAAUGAAACCACCAAUUACAAGGAUUCGUUUCUGGAACUCAUGCCUACAUACUUGCUUUUGGUUACAUGAAGCAAUUCAUGGUGAAGAAAAACUGUAAUAAGCCAUUAGACCAGCUAAACACUGGCUACAGGAAUGAAUGCUUUCAAGAGAAAAAUUUUCAUGAAUGAAACAUUGUUUUACUAAAAUUUUGCUUUAAUUAUAAUUAUGUGAUGUCAGUGUUUGUCUUUUGGGGUGUGUGAAUGUGCAUGUUGUUCCUGAGAACAUUAAACACUUGGAUCUUCUUGUAGCAGGAAUUACAGGAGAUUGUCAAAAAUCAGACCUUGGUCAUGGGAAUGAACAUUUCUUAACUGCUCAGCUAUGCCUCUAGUGUUGUAUAUAUUUUAAAAAUUAUUUCAAUCAUUUUGAAGUCAGAAAAUGGGGACAAACUCAUACAAGAGAAGAACCCGAUUUGUGUAAAUAAUUUGGUAAAGUCUUUUGACACCACAGUUGUCUUCAGCUUCAAAAAAAAAUACAUUUCAUUUAUUUUUCAUUGUAGCCUUGGAGGAAGUAAAUUACUUAGCAUGUUCACUCAAGACAUAUGGUUGAGACCACUGCAUUGUGGUUUCUAUUUUGAAACAUUUGAGGUAGAUACUCAAGUGUGCUCUAUGUAUGGCAAAUCUAUUUAGUGAAGUUUAUUUUUUAAUCUUUACAUCCCUUCUGUGGCUUUGUUCAUCUACUAUCGUGCUUUUACUUAGUGACAGGUA